Cyphomyrmex costatus is the source of this 2315-nucleotide messenger RNA. RefSeq names its product Bifunctional lysine-specific demethylase and histidyl-hydroxylase NO66 (gene NO66). Gene Ontology annotation, cellular component: nucleolus. The transcript has 6 exons. NCBI's taxonomy places the organism in Eukaryota, Metazoa, Arthropoda, Insecta, Hymenoptera, Formicidae. Gene Ontology annotation, molecular function: histone H3K36 demethylase activity; histone H3K4 demethylase activity. Bases 59 to 1396 code for a protein of 445 amino acids. The record is from RefSeq and is a predicted model, not a curated record.
UUUAAAUGAUGACUAUAAUGUUUAUAAAAGUCUAACUAAUACAAAUAUUGAGGUAGAUAUGAGUGAUAUUGAGAAUGAUCAUGAUCCUGUUAAAGACUGUCAUCAAUUAUUGAAAUGGAUGAUAUAUCCUAUGGAUGUAGACAAUUUCUUCAAACAAAAUUGGGAAAAGAAUCCAUUAUAUGUAAACAGAGAGUCGCAUAAUUUUUACAAGAAACUUUUAACAUUACAUGUAUUAGAUGAUACAUUGAAAAAUAAUAAUGUUCUAUUUACUAAACAUAUUGACAUAACCUCCUACUCUAAUGGAGUGAGAGAGACUCAUAAUCCUCCUGGUCGCGCUUAUUCAAGUGUUGUUUGGGACUAUUAUAGAAACAAAUGCUCCGUGAGAAUGUUAAAUCCUCAAAUAUUUAUGGGCAAAAUACAUGCAUUAAAUGCUACUCUGCAAGAAUUCUUUGGUUGCUUUGUUGGUGCUAAUAUAUAUCUCACGCCACCUAAUAGCCAAGGUUUUGCCCCUCAUUAUGAUGAUGUGGAAGCAUUUAUCUUGCAAGUCGAAGGUGAAAAGAGAUGGAAAUUAUAUAAGCCACUUAAACAGAAUCAAUAUUUACCCAGGUAUUCCUCCAAGAAUUUUGACCAAUCAGAGAUAGGAGAGCCAAUAAUGGACACAAUUGUCAAAGCUGGAGAUUUGUUAUAUCUACCACGAGGAACCAUCCAUCAAGCAAUGACUCGUAAUAGUCAUAGCUUGCACAUCACAGUAAGCGUGUAUCAGAGAAAUAGUUGGUGUAACUUGCUUGAAAAAGUGCUUCCACAAGCUCUGAAGCAAGCCACUAAAAACAAUGUUUGUUUUCGUGAAGGACUACCGCUGAAUUAUUUAAAAUAUGUUGGUGAAGCAUACGAUUCAAGUUGCCAUAAAGAUGCUUUCAAGAAUAAUGUUAAAACAUUGAUUACUCUGCUAUUGGAUUAUAUCGAUAUUGACAAUGCAGCCGAUUUGAUGGCCAAAGGUCAUAUCCAUGAUUUUCUACCCCCUUAUGUCUUUAAGAAGGAACGGAGAAAUACAAUAUUGGAAGACGGCGAAUUUUUAAACAUUAAUGGGUAUAAGUGCUAUAAGGAAAUUAAGCUUUCGACUAGAAUACGAUUGUUAAGAUUGCAUUGCAUAAGAUUAAUAAAAGAAGACGUAUAUAAAAUAUAUUACUCUACCGAUAAUUCCAAAGAAUAUCACGAAUAUGAGCCACAUUUUUUAGAAAUUGACAAAGAAUUGGUACCUGCGAUUAAACAAAUAAUAACAUGCUAUCCUGAUUUUAUAUCUGUGAGGGAAUUGCGAAUCAAAGAUGAUGACAUAAAGAUUCAAGUAGCGAAAGAUCUUUGGGAAAAAAAUUUAAUUAUUACGAAGGUUCCUCUGUAAUCGAAGAUGAUGAUGACAUAAAGAUUCAAGUAGCAAAAGAUCUUUGGGAAAAAAAUUUAAUUAUUACGAAGGUUCCUCUAUACACAGAAUUUGAUUAAGAAGAGAAAGAACCAAAAACCUGGACGAGGAGCAUUUCCACGAGGAAUAGCUGUAAGGGAUUAAUGAUAAAGGAAAAUAUGAGAUACUUUAGUUAAGUUCACUCUUCAGCAUUCGGCUUUUUCUCGUGAGUGUUAUAAACAUUCAUACUAUAAUCACCAUAAUACGAAUCGGCAACGUAUGUUCUGUCUAAGUUAUUUCUUUGGUUUAUGAUAUAAAGUUCUUCAUCCAAAAGUUCAAAUAUCGAAAAUAUAUGUUAUAUGUAAUUUAUCGAAAAAUUAAUUUGAUUUUCUGGAUGAAAUUGGUAAUAGCAAAGUAUUAUAUAGUAAGGAACGGUAGUGUCGCUGCGUUUGGCUUAGCGCCGAGACACUACUGUGUCUUCAGAUUACAAGUAAAAAAUUGUGACAAUUGUUUUCUGACAUAGACCGGUUCUUAUUUCAAGAUCGUCUUAAAUAAUAUCUUAAGGCGAUAUUUACGGCCUUCUCAUUGGUUUGUAACAUCUCAAGACAGAACUGAAGAUGGUCUUGAAUAUAAGAACUGAUUAUGAAUAUUGACCAUAAUACUGAAUAUCCCGCAAUAUGAUAUCAACAGUACUUGAUUCCUAUUAUAAUUUUUAUAAUUUGUAUUAGCUCUUACAAUGUAUUUUACAUUUUGGGUGCCUCCAACAAGUGACACGGUGCGACACAAUGAUUAUCUCAUCCUUGUUUAACAUUGGCGAACAACAAGGACGUACUGAUACACUGUGUCACACCGUGUCAUGUGUGUCGCUUGUUGGAAGGCACCCUUUAUAAUUUCUUCUUUAUAUGUAUAUAAUGGUUCCUAA